AUGAAGCGCUCGGUAGCUGCCUGGCUCCUGGUCGGGCUCAGCCUCGGCGUCCCACAGUUCGGCAAAGGUGACAUUUGUGAUCCCAAUCCAUGUGAAAAUGGAGGUAUCUGUUUGUCAGGAUUGGCUGAUGAUUCCUUUUCCUGUGAGUGUCCAGAUGGCUUCACAGAUCCCAACUGUUCUAGUGUUGUGGAGGUUGCCUCAGAUGAAGUACAGCCAACAUCAGCAGGUCCCUGUGUUCCUAAUCCAUGCCAUAAUGGAGGAACCUGUGAAAUAAGUGAAGCAUACCGAGGGGAUACGUUCAUAGGCUAUGUUUGUAAAUGUCCCCGAGGAUUUAUUGGGAUUCACUGUCAGCACAAUAUAAAUGAAUGUGAGGCUGAGCCUUGCAAAAAUGGUGGGAUAUGUACAGAUCUUGUUGCUAACUAUUCCUGCGAGUGCCCAGGUGAAUUUAUGGGAAGAAAUUGUCAAUACAAAUGCUCAGGCCCAUUGGGAAUUGAAGGUGGAAUCAUAUCAAAUCAGCAAAUCACAGCUUCAUCUACCCACCGAGCUCUUUUUGGACUCCAGAAAUGGUAUCCCUAUUAUGCACGUCUUAAUAAGAAGGGACUUAUAAAUGCCUGGACAGCUGCAGAAAAUGACAGAUGGCCAUGGAUUCAGAUAAAUUUGCAAAGAAAAAUGAGAGUUACUGGUGUAAUUACCCAAGGAGCCAAGCGGAUUGGAAGUCCAGAGUAUAUAAAAUCCUACAAAAUUGCUUACAGUAAUGAUGGAAAGACUUGGGCAAUGUACAAAGUGAAAGGCACCAAUGAAGACAUGGUGUUCCGUGGAAAUGUUGAUAACAACACGCCCUAUGCUAACUCUUUUACACCACCCAUAAAAGCUCAAUAUGUAAGACUCUACCCCCAGGUUUGUCGAAGACACUGCACUUUGCGAAUGGAACUUCUUGGCUGUGAACUAUCAGGCUGUUCUGAACCUCUGGGUAUGAAAUCAGGACAUAUACAAGACUAUCAAAUCACUGCUUCCAGCGUCUUCAGAACGCUCAACAUGGACAUGUUCACUUGGGAACCAAGGAAAGCUCGACUGGACAAGCAAGGCAAAGUGAAUGCCUGGACCUCUGGCCACAAUGACCAGUCACAGUGGUUACAGGUGGACCUUCUUGUCCCUACCAAAGUGACUGGCAUCAUCACACAAGGAGCUAAAGAUUUUGGUCAUGUACAGUUCGUUGGUUCCUACAAACUAGCUUACAGCAAUGAUGGAGAACACUGGUCUGUAUACCAGGAUGAAAAGCAAAGAAAAGAUAAGGUUUUCCAGGGCAAUUUUGACAAUGACACCCACAGAAAAAACGUUAUCGACCCUCCCAUCUAUGCACGGCACAUAAGAAUCCUUCCCUGGUCCUGGUAUGGGAGGAUCACGUUGCGGUCAGAGCUGCUGGGCUGCACAGAGGAGGAGUGA
Messenger RNA from Cynocephalus volans (Philippine flying lemur), 1443 nucleotides. RefSeq names its product EGF like repeats and discoidin domains 3 (gene EDIL3). Gene Ontology annotation, cellular component: plasma membrane. NCBI's taxonomy places the organism in Eukaryota, Metazoa, Chordata, Mammalia, Dermoptera, Cynocephalidae. The coding region runs from base 1 to 1443 and encodes 480 amino acids. Gene Ontology annotation, molecular function: calcium ion binding; signaling receptor activity. The record is from RefSeq and is a predicted model, not a curated record. The transcript has 11 exons.